AUGGUACAUGCAAGCAAAGUCGAUGAAGCUAUUUUAAAGGAGUUGAAUAGAGGGCAUACCGUAGGCCCUUUUGAUUGUCCUCCUCUUCCUAGUUUUCAUUGCUCCCCUUUGGGUGCAGCGCCUAAAAAAGAUGGUUCCAUCCGGGUAAUUUUAGACCUCUCAUCACCACAAGGAUUCUCGGUUAACGAUGGCAUUUCUAAGGACUCUUAUUCAGUUACAUAUUCAUCAUUUGACGAGGCCAUUGAUAUGGUACGUGAACUCGGCAGAGACUGCUUUCUUGCCAAACUUGAUAUCAAACAUGCCUUCCGGUUAUGCCCAGUUCACCCGGAUGACUGGUACCUCCUUGGUUACAAAUGGCAGGGAAGAUAUUUUUUUGAUGUUGUUCUUCCCUUCGGUGGACGGUCGUCACCGUUUACUUUUAAUCACUUUGCGGACCUACUUCACUGGAUUCUUCAGUACCUUGCUUCCAUUCGGCAGCUACUUCAUUAUCUCGAUGACUUUAUUACAGGUAAUUCCUCAAAAGCCGCCUGCCAAAAUAUCAUCAAUUUAAUCCAGCAGGUCUUUAACUGCCUAGGAGUUCCUUUAGCACCGAAAAAAAUUGUUGGUCCAUCUCGCGUCCUGACCUAUUUAGGCAUUGAAAUUGAUACCAGUGAAUUCGUUAUACGUUUACCUCAGGACAAAUUUGAUGCUAUUUUGUCCUUGUUAAGAGUGUGGAAAGGAAAGAAAAAAUGCACAAAAAAGGAGCUACUAUCACUCAUAGGAUUGUUGUCUUUUGCAUGCAAAGUUGUCAAAUCUGGUCGCAUUUUUCUGCGCCGGUUAAUUGACCUUUCUACUACUGUAAGUAGCCUUUACCAUCACAUUUCCGUUACAUCGGAAUCCCGCAAGGACAUUGAGUGGUGGCUGAAUUUUUUACCCAGUUGGAACGGGAUGGCGGUCAUCCAAACAUCAUUCCUCACAUCAGAAAGUUUAAACAUGUUUACAGAUGCUUCCAUGAGUGGUUUAGGCGGUUUUUACAAUGGGAAAUGGUUUUCCAUCCCUUUUUCCAACACCAACAAUUACAGCAUUACCUUUCUUGAGUUGCUUGCGGUUGUUAUAGCGGUACAUUCGUGGGGUGAGAAGUGGUCUGAUACCCAGGUUAUCAUUUUUACAGACAACGAGGCCAUUGUCCGCAUAUGGAGUACUGGUUCGUGCAAAUGUGAGCACAUCAUGAAACUUGUUCGCUUGUUGUUUUAUUUUACAGCAAAUCACAACAUAAAUUUGCUGAUGCGCCACAUUUGUGGCACUUCUAACAUUUAUGCAGACCUACUUUCGCGUUUACAGGUCGCAAAGUUCAAAGAGCAGUGCCCAUACGCCGAAGAGCUUCCUACUCCUAUCCCCUCGUCAAUCUCCGAAUGCUUAGUGUGA
This is a messenger RNA of Hydractinia symbiolongicarpus, 1404 nucleotides long. RefSeq lists its product as uncharacterized. Lineage: Eukaryota; Metazoa; Cnidaria; Hydrozoa; Anthoathecata; Hydractiniidae. The record is from RefSeq and is a predicted model, not a curated record. The transcript has a single exon. Bases 1 to 1404 code for a protein of 467 amino acids.